AGUCAUUUGCUCAUCCAGCCUUCUGUGAGGUUGGACGGACAAGGCCAAGGCACAGAGAGAGAGGGGCAACAGCAGCUCUUAGUAGAGAGAUACCGGUCCACAGAUUUACCUUAAAUCAACGUCAAUUCAAGGAUAAACAAAAAAGUUACAGCUUUGCAAAAAAAGACAAAGUGCCGGGACAAGAUGAUGACCCAGAUAGAGACAACGGUGCACUAUGACAACGGGUACGAGGAUGAAUAUAUGCUCCAGGAGGAGGAAUGGGACAGAGACAUGCUGCUUGACCCUGCCUGGGAGCAACAGCAGAGGAAAACCUUCACAGCGUGGUGUAAUUCUCAUCUGAGGAAGGCUGGGACCCAAAUUGAAAACAUUGAGGAGGACUUCAGAAAUGGAUUAAAACUCAUGCUGCUCCUGGAAGUCAUCUCAGGAGAGAGGUUACCUAAGCCAGAUAGAGGGAAAAUGCGAUUUCACAAGAUUGCUAAUGUCAACAAAGCAUUGGACUUCAUCACAAGUAAAGGAGUUAAACUGGUCUCCAUUGGAGCUGAAGAGAUUGUGGAUGGGAAUGUAAAGAUGACUCUUGGAAUGAUCUGGACCAUCAUUCUCCGCUUUGCCAUUCAGGACAUAUCUGUGGAAGAAACCUCUGCAAAGGAAGGCCUGCUCUUGUGGUGUCAGAGAAAGACUGCCCCCUACAGGAAUGUAAAUGUUCAAAACUUCCAUGUCAGCUGGAAGGAUGGCCUGGCUUUCUGCGCCCUGAUUCAUAGACACAGACCAGAUCUCCUCGACUUCUCUAAGCUCAACAAGGAUGAUCCUCUGGGGAACCUGAACCUGGCUUUUGACAUAGCCGAAAAACACCUGGACAUUCCUAAAAUGCUGGACGCAGAAGAUAUCAUCAAUACCCCCAAGCCUGAUGAGAGGGCCAUCAUGACCUACGUGUCAUGCUUUUACCACGCAUUUGCUGGAGCUGAACAGGCAGAGACAGCAGCCAACAGGAUCUGCAAGGUCCUUGGUGUUAACCAAGAGAAUGAGAAACUGAUGGAGGAAUAUGAGAGACUGGCAAGUGAGCUGCUGGAGUGGAUCCGCCGCACCACUCCCUGGCUGGAGAACCGGACCCCUGAAAAAACCAUGGCAGAGAUGCAGCGGAAACUAGAGGACUUUAGGGACUACAGGCGACAACACAAACCUCCCAAAGUUCAGGAGAAGUGUCAGCUGGAGAUCAACUUCAACACCCUGCAGACCAAGCUGCGCAUCAGCAAUCGUCCUGCUUUUAUGCCUUCUGAAGGGAAGAUGGUUUCUGAUAUAGCCAGUGCCUGGCAGGGCCUGGAGCAGGCAGAGAAAGGCUUUGAGGAGUGGCUUCUGACUGAAAUACGACGACUUGAGAGACUAGAUCAUCUCGCUGAAAAAUUUCGCCAAAAAGCCACCAACCAUGAGAAUUGGGCUUGUGGUAAAGAGCUGAUCCUCACCCAGAAGGACUAUGAGACUGCCACCUUGACAGAAGUCAGAGCGUUGCUUCGCAAACAUGAGGCCUUUGAGAGUGAUCUGGCAGCCCACCAAGACCGAGUGGAGCAGAUUGCUGCCAUUGCACAGGAACUGAAUGAGCUGGAUUACCAUGACAUUGCCUCUGUAAACCAGCGUUGCCAGGGCAUCUGUGACUUGUGGGAUAAAUUGGGAACCUUGACUCAGAAGAGGAGGGAGGCACUAGAGCGCACAGAGAAGUUGUUGGAAACUAUUGACCAGUUGUUCCUUGAGUUUGCCAAAAGGUCAGCUCCUUUUAACAACUGGAUGGAAGGAGCUAUGGAGGAUCUGCAGGACAUGUUCAUAGUUCACACUAUUGAGGAGGUCCAGAGUCUAAUUGCUGCUCAUGAGCAGUUCAAAGCAACUCUGCCUGAGGCAGACACAGAGAGACAGGCCAUUUUAGGAAUCCACAACGAGGUGCAAAAGAUUUCCCAAAGCUAUGGGAUUAAGGCAAACCUCAUCAACCCUUACAGCACCAUUUCAACAGAGGAGCUUCUUAACAAGUGGGAGAAGGUAAAGAAGCUGGUUCCUCAGAGAGAUGGUUCUCUCCAGGAGGAGAUGGCACGCCAGCAUGCCCAUGAAAGACUGAGACGCCAGUUUGCUGCUCAGGCCAAUCUGAUUGGACCAUGGAUUCAAACCAGGAUGGAGGAAAUUGGGCGUUGCUCCCUGGAGAUUGGAGGCACGCUGGAGGACCAGAUGACCCAGCUAAAGCAAAUGGAGCAUGUGAUCAUUGCAUACAAGCCAAACAUUGACAAGUUGGAAGGAGACCACCAACUUAUCCAAGAGUCACUCAUUUUUGACAACAAACACACCAAUUACACCAUGGAGCACAUCCGAGUGGGAUGGGAGCUGCUCCUCACCACCAUCGCUCGAACCAUUAAUGAGAUGGAGACCCAGAUCCUGACACGGGAUGCCAAGGGCAUCAGCCAGCAGCAGAUGAAUGAGUUCAGAUCUUCUUUCAAUCACUUUGACAGGAAGAAGAAUGGAGCAAUGGAAACGGAUGACUUCAGAGCCUGUCUCAUCUCAAUGGGUUAUGACUUGGGAGAGGUGGAGUUCGCUCGCAUAAUGAUGCUGGUGGAUCCAAAUGCAACUGGGAUUGUCUCCUUCCAGUCUUUCAUUGACUUCAUGACCAGAGAGACGGCUGAUACAGACACUGCCGAGCAGGUUGUGGCAUCCUUCCGGAUCUUGGCAGCUGAUAAGCCCUACAUCCUCGUGGAUGAGCUCAGGAGAGAACUUCCUCCCGAACAGGCGGAGUAUUGCAUCAUGAGGAUGCCGCCUUACAAAGGGCCCGGAGCUCCACCUGGAGCGCUAGACUACACCGCCUUCUCCACCGCCCUUUAUGGAGAAAGUGACCUUUAACUUGAGAAGACGACCUUUCAUUGGGUCAUUUUCCCUCACUCUUCCCACUCUGUAUCAUUUAACAAAAUGAACCACAUGUUUAGUUAGAUAAAAGCUUUGUCAAGACUUGGAUGCACCACUCACCUGUGCUUUUUUUUUUUUUUCUAAGAAAAAAAAAGAAAUAUCAAAAUACCUUUUUUUUUCCCUUUUUUUUUUUAAAGAAAAGUACAACAAAUUGAGGAGAAAAAAUAAUUCAGUACUGUUUUAGAGUAAAAUUUUCAUCUGGAAAAUCAAUAAAAUCUUUCAUAAUGAUGUCCGUAUGAGGAACUCUAAGAUUUGGAUAGACAUAGUUUCAUCUGAUACUUUAAAACAACCCUUUCUAUUUUAAAAAGAUAAUAUGACAACAUGCAGAUACUGUACGCAUCACAAGCCCAGACCUCAAACAAAACAUGUUGUUUCCUUUGAAAGGUUAGUCUCAAAAAUGACCAGACACUAUUGAAAAAGACUCAAAUUAUAAAAUCAGAAAAGGCUAAUUAAGCAUAAACUGGCAGUUGCUUUUGCACCAUUUGUAAACAUCAAUUAAUUACUUGUUAUUCCACAUCAAAUGAAGCCCAAAACUUUGGAAUUUGUGUCUUUAAAAUUCAGGGAUUCUGAAGUUGACUUGUGAGGAUUUCAAAGAAGAUUCACCUAAAUUAGAAGGUAAGGCAAAACUCAUAACCAAUAUAGUGUUUACCAGGAAAUCAGUGCUAUAAUUUGUCCUAUUUCUGUUUCCAAUUGUUUUCAUGUAUCAUCACAGUGGCUCUGUUUUGACAAUUUUCUUUGAUGAUACACGAUUUUAAACUGUCUACAAUGAAUUAUAGUUUGGAAAAAGCAAUUUCAGACCCACUGAUAUCCAUCAAUAAACAAAAGGUUCCCAAAUGGCUAGAAAUAUGCAUCACCAAACGGAGUGGAAAAUUGAAAACCGCAUGAAUGGGAAAGUAAAUAUUUACAAAGGCUUGGUGCUUUACAGAAAACACAGAAGAUUAAAUAUGCAGUAUUCAUUUUUGGGUGUACUGUUGGAUAAAACAUUAUUUGGCAGCAGCAGACUAAUUUGUUCACACAGAAAUGCAAAAUAGCUGCUUAGAAAAGCACUUAGUUUUGCAAUAAAAUUACAAGUUUUUUUUUUAUUUCUACAUUAGCUUAUAAACAUUUGUGGAAAUCACCAAAACAGUAAUAGUAUCUCUACCUCUAUGUAGUUUUCUGUUCAUGAUCAAACCUGCUGAAUAAAAAUAACUGCCUGUGCAGCAUUAGAAAGGCUACCUUUGCUUUGCAUGCAUUUAAAAUUGGUUUCCAUAAAUAAAGUAAACUAUUUUACCAGUUGACUAUGAGUAUGGCCUUAUAAUACCAUAUGAGAUCAUUGAUUGAAGUUUUUUAUUUUACUAUUUUUAAUGUCUUUUAUUGGCUUUAACAUUUUUAUAAUGUUCCAUAAGUUUUUUUUUUUUUUGUCAAAAACAUAUACAAGUCAAGGUACAUGUUGGGACUCGUAGAUUCCCCUGAAAUGAAAAUAUUUUACCCUGUUAUCAUAAACCAUUUGUACAUCAUAUUAAUGAAUAACUUCAAUAAAGCAUUGUUGCCAAAUUAAACUUUUA
Cyprinodon tularosa is the source of this 4475-nucleotide messenger RNA. It is a transcript of the gene actn2b, whose product is annotated as actinin, alpha 2b. The record is from RefSeq and is a predicted model, not a curated record. Gene Ontology annotation, cellular component: cell junction; Z disc; cortical actin cytoskeleton. Lineage: Eukaryota; Metazoa; Chordata; Actinopteri; Cyprinodontiformes; Cyprinodontidae. The transcript has 21 exons. Gene Ontology annotation, molecular function: calcium ion binding; actin filament binding. Gene Ontology annotation, biological process: actin cytoskeleton organization; muscle cell development. Bases 184 to 2868 code for a protein of 894 amino acids.